Ricinus communis (castor bean) is the source of this 1127-nucleotide messenger RNA. RefSeq lists its product as uncharacterized. Gene Ontology annotation, molecular function: proton transmembrane transporter activity. The transcript is spliced from 2 exons. NCBI's taxonomy places the organism in Eukaryota, Viridiplantae, Streptophyta, Magnoliopsida, Malpighiales, Euphorbiaceae. Gene Ontology annotation, biological process: proton motive force-driven ATP synthesis. Bases 332 to 688 code for a protein of 118 amino acids. The record is from RefSeq and is a predicted model, not a curated record.
UUAGAAGAAAAAAAAAAAAAGUAAAAUACUACUGAACUCUGCACUCUACAGAACCAUUAUGACAUGGGCACAACGGGAACCAAAAGCUCAGAAAUCAUGAAAGUUAUUCUAAUAACUGAAGCCCAAAGUUUUGGCAGAGCAGUUGGGACUUGGGAGAACUAGUCAUAGUAGCCCCUCCUCCUUUCUUGGCACUUAACCGAAUCGUUAGUCUGUUUAAAACCCACACAUAAAAGAGCUCCGGAGAAAAGAAAAACAAACCAAAGGUAAUCUAAUUUUGGUCUUUCAAAAUCCCUUUUGUGAUUGAACUGUUUCAUAGCCAUUUGCCUUCUCCAUGGCAUCAAAGCUGCCUCAAUUGCAAGGCAAGGCAAGUUCUGUAGCCAAGAAUGGACUUGCUUUCUACAAGCAGCUGUUGGAACAAAACAAGCAUUUUGUUCAGGAUCCACCAACAGUUAAGAGAUGCCAAUUGCUGUCAAAUCAACUGCUUUACACUCGCCUUGCCAGUAUUCCAAGUCGCUGCGAAGCAUUCUGGAAGGAAGUUGGCUCUCUAAAGAAUCUAAUGAAGGACAAGCAAGAGUUCAAUAAAGAGAAUGCUGGGCUGAUUGCUUUAUUUGGACUAGAGUGCUUCGCUUGGUUUUAUGGCGGUGAAAUCAUUGGAAGAGGCUUUACGCUUACUGGUUACCAUGUCUGAUUUCAAGUUGUCCACAAUGGUCACAUUUUAGGCAAACCCGUAUAAAAAUAUCACCAGCUUAUGAUGACUUUGAUUUCCUAUUUGAAGUUCACAUUGCAGAAUUCUGUUUUUUUCAUGAAGUGAAAGCUGAGGUGCCAUGGCAGCAAUGAGCAAACACUAGCAGCAUAUUAAUCCUGUGUCCUUUCUUGAUCAAAUGGGUUUUCAUGUGCUAGGAAAUUGAUAACUUAAUUAAGCUUUUCUUAAGGGUUUGUAACAUGAAGGAGAAUAAAUUCACUGUUGAAAAUAAUAGCUUGAGAAUAUAACAAAAAAGAAGAAAAGAGUACAAAAUGAAGUGGUUAAUGUGACUUCUAGUGUCAUUUUCAAUAUCCCAACAUGAAGCAAGUAAGGAGUGGCAUCUUUUUUUUUUGAUUCUCCUUAAUAUUUAAUCCUUUUCCAGAGA